AUGACUCAAGAUUUCAACGUUCUCCAAGUCAGCUUGUCUGAUGGAACACCGGUGCACAAGGGGGUGUUUGGCUUCGACGGAGUUGGAUCUCACACCGGGAAAAAGAACUGGCAUUGGAAAGAUUACAGUUCUGUAACCUGGCCAGUAUCUAAGAGGCUUAACGAAUGUUUUAAUGAAGACCUCCAGACACAAGGGAUGUGGGCUGCCAGGCCUGUCUUGGAACUGGCACGCACCAUGUUAGUUAGGCCAGGUUAUUGUAGACGCUCGAGAAGAGGCAAGCUGCAAGAUGACUUUAAGGACAAAGUUAAAAAGAAUAAAGAAAACUAUGCAGGUUCUGAAAGUACAAUUAAUAUUUUAAAUGCAAUGAGUGUAAACUAA
Pelobates cultripes (western spadefoot toad) is the source of this 378-nucleotide messenger RNA. The record is from the annotation of a GenBank genome assembly. NCBI's taxonomy places the organism in Eukaryota, Metazoa, Chordata, Amphibia, Anura, Pelobatidae.